AUGAAUAUGUUGUAUAAAUUAUUAUUAUUUUUUUUUUUUAUGCGAGCAUUGGAAUGCUAUAGGAUACCAAAUAUCCAAAAUCUGAAUAAGGUUAAUACAAAUAAGUACCUACGAUCAAACCGUGAUUUAAAUUUAUCGGGACAUAAUAAAGAAAACAACUAUUAUUGUGGGGAAAAUAAAGUAGCUUUAGUAACAGGAGCAGGAAGGGGUAUAGGACGAUCCAUUGCGAAAACGUUAGCUAAAUCUGUUUCACAUGUUCUAUGUAUAAGUAAGACACAGAAAUCGUGUGACAGUGUUUCCGAUGAAAUAAAUUCCCUUGGGUAUAAAGCAACUGGAUAUGCUGCUGAUGUUUCAAAUAAAGAAGAAAUAACCGAAUUAAUUAAUAAAUUAUUAACAGAUCAUAAAAGUAUAGAUAUACUAGUUAAUAAUGCAGGAAUAACGAGAGAUAAUGUGUUUUUGCGUAUGAAAAAUGAAGAAUGGGAAGACGUAAUAAAAACGAAUUUAAAUUCACUAUUUUAUGUAACACACCCUAUAACUAAAAAAAUGAUUAGCAAUAAAUAUGGAAGAAUUAUUAAUAUGUCUAGUAUAGUAGGAAUUACAGGAAAUUUUGGACAAACAAAUUAUUCUGCAUCCAAAGCAGGGGUAAUCGGAUUUACAAAAAGUUUAGCCAAAGAAUUAGCAUCGAGAAAUAUAACUGUUAAUGCAAUAGCUCCUGGUUUUAUAUCAAGUGAUAUGACUGAUAAAAUAAGUGAUGAUAUAAAACAAAAUAUUAUUUCGAAUAUUCCGGCUGGAAGAAUGGGAACACCCGAAGAGAUUGCAAAUAUGGUAGGAUAUCUAUCUUCAGAAAUUGCAGGAUAUAUAAAUGGAAAAGUAUUUAUAAUUGAUGGUGGAUUAUCAAGUUAA
This is a messenger RNA of Plasmodium yoelii, 903 nucleotides long. RefSeq names its product 3-oxoacyl-[acyl-carrier-protein] reductase. The record is from RefSeq and is a predicted model, not a curated record. The transcript has 5 exons. NCBI's taxonomy places the organism in Eukaryota, Apicomplexa, Aconoidasida, Haemosporida, Plasmodiidae. Gene Ontology annotation, biological process: fatty acid biosynthetic process. Gene Ontology annotation, molecular function: 3-oxoacyl-[acyl-carrier-protein] reductase (NADPH) activity; NAD binding. The coding region runs from base 1 to 903 and encodes 300 amino acids.